Messenger RNA from Tinamus guttatus (white-throated tinamou), 2722 nucleotides. NCBI's taxonomy places the organism in Eukaryota, Metazoa, Chordata, Aves, Tinamiformes, Tinamidae. The record is from RefSeq and is a predicted model, not a curated record.
GCGUUGGGGACGUGGACGGUUGCGUGAGCGUCCCUCUUAAGGGGGCCCCGCCAGAAGAACCUUUAUGGGAUCCUAAUGACCUGCAGGUGGAUGAUUUACUUGCGGUAAUUAAGGUCAACAUGGAUUUGUGGGUCCUUGUCCUCCUGCUGGGAAGCGGCCUCAUGAGCAUAGGUGCUAACAAUGUCACGACAGAGCCGCCCACGACCGCUCUCCCGUCGCCCGAGAGCCCCGUCACAGCGACGACAGCGAGCCCGUCACCGUCCGUCCCCUACGCCGCCCUGCCGAGCACGGAGGAGGAGGUGACUGAGAGGAACUUGAGCAUCACGGUGACAACUCAAGAGACCUCUUCUGCUCCUCACAAUGGUAACUCUGACAGAAGAGAUGAGACUCCAAUCAUUGCUGUGAUGGUGGCCCUGUCCUCCCUCCUCGUCAUAGUAUUUAUUAUUAUUGUGCUGUACAUGUUAAGGUUCAAGAAGUACAAGCAGGCCGGGAGCCACUCCAACUCCUUCCGCUUGUCCAACGGCCGCACGGACGACGCAGGACUUGGAGCCUGCACUUGCAGACCUGUGUCUGAUGUUUGGAGUCAAAAUUGGCACCUUGGUGCCCAAGAGGACCAGGCGCCCUGCUCGGGCCGCCGCAGUGUCCGGGCCGUGUUCGGCCUCCGGAGCUCGGCCGGAGAUGCCAAGCGGGGCUCCCGCUGGUGCCGGGCGCCGUGCGCAGCUCUCCCGGCGUGUCCCAUCCAGGCCACGUGCGAAGCUGCUUCCAAGGAGGAGAACAAGGAGAAGAACCGCUACGUGAACAUCUUGCCCUACGAUCAUUCCAGGGUCCACCUGACACCCGUGGAAGGGGUCCCCGACUCGGACUACAUCAACGCCUCCUUCAUCAACGGGUACCAAGAGAAAAACAAGUUCAUUGCUGCACAAGGACCAAAAGAAGAAACGGUGAAUGAUUUCUGGAGAAUGAUUUGGGAGCAAAACACAGCCACGAUCGUCAUGGUGACCAACCUGAAAGAGAGGAAGGAGUGCAAGUGUGCGCAGUACUGGCCGGAUCAGGGCUGCUGGACAUACGGGAACAUCCGUGUUUCCGUGGAGGACGUGACCGUCUUGGUGGAUUACACGGUGCGCAAGUUCUGCAUCCAGCAGGUGGGGGACGUCACCAACAAGAAGCCGCAGCGCCUGGUGACCCAGUUCCACUUCACCAGCUGGCCGGACUUCGGGGUGCCCUUCACCCCCAUCGGCAUGCUCAAGUUCCUGAAGAAGGUGAAGACCUGCAACCCCCAGUACGCGGGGGCCAUCGUGGUGCACUGCAGCGCCGGCGUGGGCCGCACGGGCACCUUCAUCGUCAUCGACGCCAUGCUGGACAUGAUGCACGCCGAGAGGAAGGUGGACGUGUACGGCUUCGUGAGCCGCAUCCGCGCGCAGCGCUGCCAGAUGGUGCAGACAGAUAUGCAGUAUGUGUUUAUAUACCAAGCGCUUCUGGAGCACUAUCUCUACGGUGAUACCGAGCUGGAAGUGACUUCCUUAGAAAUCCACCUCCAGAAAAUCUACAACAAAGUGCCAGGGACCAGCAGCAACGGGCUGGAAGAGGAGUUCAAGAAACUAACUUCAAUCAAAAUUCAGAACGACAAGAUGAGAACGGGCAACUUGACAGCGAACAUGAGGAAGAACAGGGUGCUUCAGAUAAUUCCAUAUGAGUUCAACCGAGUGAUCAUUCCAGUGAAGAGAGGUGAAGAGAACACGGACUAUGUAAAUGCUUCCUUCAUUGAUGGCUAUCGCCAGAAGGACUCCUACAUCGCCAGCCAGGGCCCUCUGCAGCACACGAUAGAGGACUUCUGGAGGAUGAUCUGGGAGUGGAAAUCCUGCUCCAUCGUGAUGUUAACGGAGCUGGAGGAGAGAGGCCAGGAGAAGUGUGCCCAGUACUGGCCUUCCGAUGGCGCCGUGUCCUACGGAGACAUCACCGUGGAGCUGAAGAAGGAGGAGGAGUGCGAGAGCUACAGGGUGCGGGACCUGCUGGUCACCAACACCAGGGAAAACAAGAGCCGGCAGAUCCGGCAGUUUCACUUCCACGGCUGGCCAGAAGUUGGGAUCCCCAGUGAUGGGAAAGGGAUGAUCAACAUCAUCGCGGCCGUGCAGAAGCAGCAGCAGCAGUCUGGCAACCACCCCAUCACGGUGCACUGCAGUGCUGGGGCGGGAAGGACGGGCACGUUCUGCGCGCUGAGCACCGUCCUGGAGAGGGUGAAGGCAGAAGGGAUCCUUGACGUCUUUCAGACGGUGAAGAGCUUGAGGUUGCAGAGGCCGCAUAUGGUGCAGACACUGGAACAGUACGAAUUCUGCUACAAGGUGGUGCAGGAAUAUAUCGACGCCUUCUCGGACUACGCCAACUUCAAGUGAAAACCCAAGAAACAAAUGUCAGAAGAGUUGCCUUCUUUAAUAUUUUGUAAUAUUCUGUUUGUUAAUAUACCCCCCGAAAAUAUGUGUAUAUAUCCUAACUGUUUUAGAGGUUGGUACCAUAAGCUUCAUAUUAGCUGGAGAUUUUAUAUGUAGCAAAGUGUUAGUGCAGAUACUGUUGGCUCUUUUUUUUUUUUCCAAUGUUUUAUUGGGGAAUUAAAUAGCGUGAUGUUUGGAUUAAUAUUGUCAUACCAUCUCUCUUCUGGAGAGUUGACAGAGGCUGUUAUUUUGUUUGUAAAUCUCUUUUUUUUUCUUGAGGGAGUAAAGCCUUUUUU